UCUCUCUCGGUAUCCUUCCGAUGUGGUAAAUCGAUCAUUUCUGAUAAACCCUAGUUUACCUUCAUUUCGCGUUUCGAUCAAUCCCUAGAGAUCGAGCAACGUCCUCCAAUGGAUUGGCGCCGCGGAUCUCUCGCCGUCCCCAAUGUCCCUCGUGUUGGUUUCUUCACGUCCGACGAGCCGCCGCCGCCGCCUGAUCCGCAGCGACCGUGUCGGGCUCAAUCCGGUCCGCCGGGAUCGACAUCUUCGCCGCCUAUUUCUGCUUCUGCCGCUGGUAAGAGCCGAGUGGAGAAAGCUAAGAGGCGUGCGUUCGUUGGACAGACCGAGAGCAAGAACAGAGUAGAACUGUUCCGCCAUCUCCCUCAAUACGAGCGAGGCACACAGCUUCCAAAUCUAAGCUCCAAAAUUUCCACCCUCGAUACCAUACAUCCUGCUGUCUACAAGGUGGGUUUGCAGUAUUUGGCUGGUGAUAUAUCCGGGGGCAAUGCCCGGUGUAUCGCGAUGCUCCAAGCAUUUCACGAAGCUAUAAACGACUAUUCUACUCCCCCGAACAAGAUCCUAACCAUGGAUUUGUCUGCCAAGAUAAACAGUUACGUCUGGUUCUUGAUAGAGUGCCGUCCACUCUCCAUUAGCAUGGGAAAUGCAAUCAGGUUCCUGAAGAGCCGGGUCUCGGGUCUACCUGUAAACCUAUCAGAAUCAGAGGCAAAAGCUUCACUCUGUUCUGACAUUUACCGGUUCAUAAACGAGAAGAUAAUUCUUGCCGACAGGGCGAUAGUACAGCAUGCUGUGAAGAAAAUCAGGGAAGGGGAUGUUAUUAUGACAUACGGGUUUUCCUGCGUGGUCGAGAUGAUUCUAAUAUACGCUCACGAAACGGGAAAAGGACUCCGUGUCGUGGUUGUGGAUUCUCGCCCUAAUCAUGAAGGGAAGAAACUACUCCGUGGUCUGGUGAGUAGAGGCCUCGACUGUACAUACACUCCCAUAAAUACUCGGGUUUUUCUCGGGGCCUCUUCCGUCUUCUCGAAUGGGACUCUGUACUCAAGGGUCGGAACAGCUUGCAUUGCAAUGACCGCUCAUGCUUUUAGCGUUCCAGUCAUCGUGUGUUGCGAAGCAUACAAAUUCCAAGAACGAGUGCUCCUCGAUUCCAUCUGUUCCAACGAAUUAGGCAAUCCAGACGUUAUAGCCAACGAUUCAGGAGGAGUAGGCAUAAAACUUCUGAAGGAGAGGAGUAACAAGGGCGAAAAGCUCCAACUUCUGAAUCUAAUGUAAAACCUUCAUAACAAUUCUUAGAUCUCCCUGAAGAAGAAAGUUUUGAAAUUCGUCUCAACCCUUUCGGUUUUUUCUUCUCUAGUUCUCAGGUACGACGGAACGCCAUCAGAAUAUAUAUCAAUGGUCAUCACAGAUUACGGGUGUGUACGUCUACUAAAUACGUUAAACUUAGGGGUUCUAUUAUUUAGGUUUUAGGGAAACUAUACCCAUUCAGUUCUUACAUUGGAUUUCAGUUUGGUUCGGUUUUUAUCUAUAGAAAUCCUAAUUUUUCAAACAAAAUUCCGGUUAUUUUUAUAUAUGGUCCGGGUUUGAUUUUUCGGUUUUAAAGAAAUGGCAUGGAUUCGGGUUUUAUAUUCUGAUAAGGGGUGGUUAUUUUUAUAUAUCGGGAUGUCAGAUGCCGAGGACGAGCGUACCGGUGAUAGUACGUGAAUACCAGAGAGAUCAUCUGUUCCUUUGAAAAAGAAAAGAAGAAUAAUAUUUGGAUUCCAUUUGAUCGUGUGUUCUUUCUCUGCAUUUUGAGAAUUUGUAACUAAAAAGCAUCGACAUCACCUGUCUGUAGGCGGCCGGACAAGAAUCCGGCCAUUGGUAUAGAGACGAGAAACGGCUCGUACCGAGCGGUCCAAACCCUUUGCCUUACUGAGAGGUUUUAUAUUUGAUUCAAUGUAUUUUUUUUUGGGGGAUUUUUUUGUUGUUAUUAUAUAGUGUGUUAUUCAUG
Molecule: messenger RNA, 1978 nt
Organism: Tarenaya hassleriana
Lineage: Eukaryota; Viridiplantae; Streptophyta; Magnoliopsida; Brassicales; Cleomaceae
Product: translation initiation factor eIF-2B subunit delta-like
Source: RefSeq, a predicted model, not a curated record